This is a messenger RNA of Botrytis porri, 621 nucleotides long. RefSeq lists its product as uncharacterized. NCBI's taxonomy places the organism in Eukaryota, Fungi, Ascomycota, Leotiomycetes, Helotiales, Sclerotiniaceae. The record is from RefSeq and is a predicted model, not a curated record. The transcript has a single exon. Bases 1 to 621 code for a protein of 206 amino acids. Gene Ontology annotation, molecular function: protein binding.
AUGGAGUCACCUGAAAAUUCAAACCAAUUUAGCGGGGGUGAAUUAAUCUUCAAGUCUACUAGAGCUACAGACAUUCACACUUUUGGUAUCGAGUCCAUUGUUGAACACCAAGAUGGUGCAGCUAACUCUGGCUGUUGUGUGGAUGACACCAUCGAGACGAAGACUCGUCAAGUUACCAUCAAUGAUCUUCCACACGAUAUUCUCAUGAACACAUUCGACGACCUUAAUCCAUGUAUAAUUGCUUGUUUAGGACUUACUUCUCGCCGCUUCUAUACUUCUUGCAAGAUAUAUCACCCGAAACCCUUCAACCUAGCUCUGUGUGUUGAUCAAAAGUGUGCUCAAGAUCUAUCCGUAGCCUUAUGCCAUCCAUUGGGCCGUUGUCAAUUCUCCGACAAAGCGAUUUCCAAUCCAAGGUACAAGAUAAUUGGACGUUGGUUUGAAGAUACGCCCCUUCAAAUCAUCCGUGCAGAGUGGUAUCCUGGUCAUGGAAAGUACUUGGCCGACUUGAUCGAAAACUGGCAGGGACUCCAUCAUUAUCGGAAGACUUGCUUAGAUCGGGACGCACCCCUCCACAUUCUUCCUUCCAAGAUACCUUUCGGUCUCUGCUUACAAUCCCAGUAA